UAAAAUUAUUAUUUCCCACCAAGUUCUAGUUAGCGCCUAGAGGCUGUAUAUUUCAUGACCAUGCUGUAUCGCAGAGAUCGUUUAACAGCAACAACAUGAAUGACACAAUUACACCCAGCUUUAUUGUCCCAAUAACCCGGUCGGAUUUCAAUCUCAAUACAUCUAACGUUGCUGGAUUCUUCGGUGGCGAUGAAGCGAUCGCUGCGAUGUCUACUGUCCAUCUCUAUCGUGGACGGCGCUGGCUGGGCUGGUAUAACUUGCCAGGAAGCUAUGCAGUCGCCAAAAAGUUCGGGCAGCUUUCAAAAUCAAGAUUCUGGGAUGGUCUUUUCCCUGGUCCAAAUCUCACACCCGCUGAGGUAUUUGGGCUAGAUGGAAAACCUGGCCCUCGUUAUUGGGGUGUUUUCUCGGGCACAGAGAUGGCCACAGGUCACCUGGCGUACCUUAUGGUACAGAAGACGAAAGACAUUGAUCCAGAGGCGGAAGUGGAAGGGAGGGAGACUACACCUUUGUCCGUCACCAUCGUCGAUGUCAGAGACGGUGUGGUGAAACACUUGGACCGGGCGCCUAUGAUGAGCAUCCAUCAUGCUCUCUUGGCCGCUGUUCCCAUUACUGUCAGUCUCGCAACAUGCGUAAUUUCUGCUCUUUCAGGAGAUGGGCUAGCAUUCGCCCUCAUCAUGUUAGGAAUCAUUUCAAACGGCAUAUCUUGCCUCGUGAUGGGCACCGCCCGACUCGAAUUUGCUUCCGUUAAGGAAGCCGCUCCGGGCGUACCGCCUGCAGACGGGAUACUCCUCAUGCGAACCGAUGUAGUCAUCCUCAGAGGUGCAGAGAAAGACAUCGAUCCGAUAACCAAAGGGAAUUUUGAUCUGAAAAUCACCGGCGGCCCAGAGUUUAGACGAAUUGGACUCUGCUCGCUUCUCCUCCUCUUUCAAUUCCUUCUCCAGCUCCUUCUUAUUCCCCAAGCAACGACGUUCGGGCAGAUCAUGUUCAUCACAUCGCUUGCAGCUUCAUGGGCAUACAACUCGUUUCUAGCGUCGCUGGAGCAGGAGAAGAUACAAACCGAUAUCCUGUUGAAAGCGCUUCAUCAUCCGCCCAUGUUGAAAAUUGCGUUGAAAAACAGAGCUGCUCAGGCAGUUUUUGCAUGUUUGGUUCUUAGCGAUGAGACCCGGAGGCCUCCUAAUUCUGAUUUCAAGCCAAAAGAGGUGUUGCAGUGUUUCAUCCCGAACGAAACAAGAGUAUGGAAUGCAUGGAGAAACAAGGUAGUGGAGGUACUGGAAAAACACGGGGAAGAAAAGUCGUUCGACCUUAACUCUAGCGAUCUGUCUGGGUUUAGAGAUGGCGAGAAGAAACUCCUGACGUCAUUGCUUCAUGACGCCCACAAUGCGUAUAGAGGCUAUCAAAAUCACAUACACAAGAUUCGAUCUAUUUCUUCGUCAAACGAGAAGCAAUUAUCUUAACCCGACAAUUAUGUUCAAACGUUCCGUGUUGUAUUAAAUACUUGUUGUAACAUAGAGGCCAUAAGUGCUAGUAUAAAUGAAUAUGUGAAGAUGGAA
Molecule: messenger RNA, 1550 nt
Organism: Suillus bovinus
Lineage: Eukaryota; Fungi; Basidiomycota; Agaricomycetes; Boletales; Suillaceae
Exons: 1
Coding region: 96-1454 (452 amino acids)
Source: RefSeq, a predicted model, not a curated record